Messenger RNA from Parasteatoda tepidariorum (common house spider), 1925 nucleotides. RefSeq names its product cuticle protein 10.9. NCBI's taxonomy places the organism in Eukaryota, Metazoa, Arthropoda, Arachnida, Araneae, Theridiidae. Gene Ontology annotation, cellular component: chitin-based extracellular matrix. The record is from RefSeq and is a predicted model, not a curated record. Gene Ontology annotation, molecular function: structural constituent of chitin-based larval cuticle.
ACGUGAUAUAGAACAAUUUGUCACAUAUAUUUCGAGUAUAAAAGCAUGCAAAUGUCACAAAAUUGUCAGACGCAACUUGUUCUCAACAGUUUCUCGCAUCCAAAAUAAUCCUCUUUUUCGGUAUUCUAACAUCCAACAAAAUGCUUAAGGUUUUCUUAUUUGCUUUCUGCGUCGUUCUUGCUAAAGCACAAUAUCCAAUCGGAAGUCCAUAUGAUGGUGUUCCAAAUCCAUACCAAUACAGCUAUAGUGCUCCAUCUAUUGGAGGUGAAAGUUCACAUCAGGAAUCUGGUGACGGACAAGGAAGAGUCACUGGUUCUUAUUCUGUAACUGAUGAAGACGGUCGUUCCAGAACUGUUGAGUACGUGGCUGAUGAAUUAGGUUUCCGAGCCAACAUCAUUACAAACGAGCCAGGCACCAGUAACCAAGCACCUGCUGAUGUUUCUAUUUCUUCUAGUGCCGAUGAGGGAUUACAAAGUUAUUCUAUUGGUGGUGCCCCUGGUCCAGUUGCAUAUGCACCAGCUCCAGUCGCAGUAGCAGCUCCAGGACCUUUGCCUCUUGCAUACGGUGGUGGUGCCCCUGUACUUCUUUAAGUACCAAACUUAUAGAAAUAAUUGGUGAUUUCCUUUGGUGAUCAGCUUGUUGGGUCUUAGCUUUAAAAACUUUGUGUGUUCUUCUUCCUCGAAUGUGUUGCCACUGUUGCCUUUUAUUUGUUAUUUAUGGACGUAAAAAUUCUGUGACUGUGUCGAUUCUACCAAUUAUUGAAUUGCUUUCCUUUUUUGUUUCGCUUUCCAAUCUGUCAACUUAUUCUUGUGUGUCUCCUCUUUUUAAGUGCUUUUCGGUCUAGUUUGAAUUGUAAAAUGGUUUGAAGUGUUAAAACAGUAAGCUCCUUUACAAUGCAAUUUAGUUUAAAGAAUUUUGAAACAUAAAGAACUUGUUUUAUUUAAAUUCUCUAUGAGCCGAAGUGGAUUUCUGAAAUUUCUGACCUUUUCCAGCUUCUUAGCUAUUUUCUUUCAUUCUUACGAUGCAGAGCUCUUACAAAUUUUAAAACUAUGUCAGUCCCUAUUGUAACGAACGAACGAAAGUCCUCGGGAAAGUAAAAAGAUAAAAUUGUCAGGGGGUAUGAGUUAUUUAGACCACUGUAAAAUUAUGAGUCGUGAUUCUAAAAUAUUUUUUCAUAUGUCAUGAAAGGGUUAUAUUUAGUAUUAUCUGUCAAUUCCUGAUUAAAUUAAAUUUUAGUAAAAAUAACCAUUAAAAAAAUUUAAUAUCAUGACAAUCGUUCUUAAAACUAAAUGAUUAUACAUAAGAUGCCCAAGAAGAAGCAUUAACAAAGCAUAAACUUAAUUUAAAGUAAUUUAUUUUUAUAAAUAUUUUUAAAUUUUAAUAAAAAAUUUAUUUAUACUUUUUGUUGAGUAUAGAGAGUUAAUAUUUUCCUAUUUUUUAAAGUAAUUACUUGAAUACUAGUUAGGAAUUAAUCUGAAUCAAUUGCAAAAUACUUAUCCUUUAAUAUUUAUCAUCUCUAUUCGCUUCAUUUAGUUUCUCAAAUUUGUUAAAUUGUAAGUAUUAUUUGUGGUUUAUUUUAAUUGAGAUUUAUAGUAAUAGAGAGUAUAUUUAAAUGUUAAAGAGAGAAGAUGAAAAAGGUUGUUAAAACUUGAAAAGUGCAUGAGUAAUGUAUUUGUUAAAUUGGCUCAAGCAAAAUUCCAAUUUAAUUUUAAUAUUUAAUUUGGAAAACGCCGGAGAAAUAUUGCUUGAGGAAUGUUUCUUUUCUAGUCUAGCUAUUUUGAGUAAAAUAGGAUUUAAAGUCGAAUCUUAUGUAGCUGUCAUUCAAAAUUUGUGCAAUAAUGUUACUGUUCUGUAAACAGAAAGAUUUAUUUAAAAAAAUGUGCGUUCUGCUUUUGUUGUGAAAAUGUGCGUUCUGCUUUUGUUGU